Messenger RNA from Ruditapes philippinarum (Manila clam), 716 nucleotides. RefSeq lists its product as uncharacterized. Lineage: Eukaryota; Metazoa; Mollusca; Bivalvia; Venerida; Veneridae. Bases 148 to 630 code for a protein of 160 amino acids. The record is from RefSeq and is a predicted model, not a curated record. The transcript has 3 exons.
UAUUAAAAGCUCGUCCUAAUUUAAAUAUUUCACAAACAUUACUUCCUGUUAGCUAUAUGAAUAUUUAUUAGUACAUGUAUUUAUAUUUUGGAUAUAAACAGUUUGAUUUACAAAGAGAAGAAGGAAGAUUAUUUAAAUCAAAGAAAAAUGUCGGACGUUUUUAAAAGUUUUGUUUUAUUUACAGCUUUAACUUUCUUUGAAGUUUCUGGUGUGGAGUUUACUUUUAGCAGGGAGAGAGUUUUACUUGGCAGCACAGGAACAUUAACUAUGACAUGCGAUAUCACUGAAACAGAUGUUACAGAUAUUUACCUUAUACAGAUAAGAAGACUCAAAUCAACCACGCUUUCUGGAUCAGAUCCUAAUGAUUGGCAGACAUUAGCAUUAAUGGAAGCAGGAAUAAAUGAAACUCCUACAUUAGGUGGUGAUGUAGUAUCAAAUACUAAAGAUUAUGUUGCUGGAGGAUCAUGGGAUUCUACAACACCAGCUAACACAGUUCUUACAUUGUCUAUGAGCAUGGAGAAGUUAGUUUGUGAUGAUGCCAGGUAUUAUAGAUGUGAAUUGACAUAUAAAAGCUCCACAAAUAAACAAGUACUGAUGUUAAAAGGAAAGCCACUUUCUCAGCUUAUGUAAAACCUCAAGUGACAUCAUUAGUUGUAAGGAAGAAUGGUUUUAUAGUAGAAGGAAUGUCACCAUCUUACAUGGCUAAUGUGGAUGUA